Molecule: messenger RNA, 462 nt
Organism: Westerdykella ornata
Lineage: Eukaryota; Fungi; Ascomycota; Dothideomycetes; Pleosporales; Sporormiaceae
Exons: 2
Coding region: 1-462 (153 amino acids)
Source: RefSeq, a predicted model, not a curated record
AUGUACUUCUUCCCCCUCAUUGACCAGUAUCUCUACGACUGCAAAUCCGUCCGUCAACCGGUACCGUCAACUAGCAGGAAACAAUCGGCCAACCGCAGCCUCUACAUACACAAUUCCUCCGCUCAGGUCCAUCUCGCCCUACCAGAGCCGCCAUAUCUUCAAAAACUGCCCGUUGCUAUCAUCAUGCCCACGACCAGAGCCGCACGUCGACUGAUGAAGUCAAUCGCCGAGACGGGCUCUGAUCUGCAAGAGGCCGUCACCAAGCUGCAGCAGACGUGUAUGAAAGCGGCGAGGACGCAGAAGCAAAUAAUGGCAGCCUUCGAAGAAGACCGGGUCCGGAUUGCGGAAUUUGGGGGGGGGGAGAAGAAGGCACUGCGGGCCAAGAUUGCGAGGCUGCGCCGGGAGAUCAGACACCUGCGCGGUAUGAUCACGAGUGACGAGGAUUAUAUAGGCUCGCUCUGA